AAUGGGGGCUUAAAGUUUCAAGAUGUCCCACCUCAGAGUUUUCAGCCUUCAUCCAAGGACGUUGUCUGGACAGGAAAAAAUGAUCUAGCAUCCUGGGCUGCAAUCGAUGCAGACCCUGGUUUGGGACGAGGAGGACGGCGAUGUGUAGACUUUGGAAUGACAUGAUGUCCUGAGAAUGACAGAUGAGCACGUUAAAAACACGAUGGAGGAGUUUCUCGUCUCCCAUGGUUACCAGCUGGGCAAAACCAUCGGAGAAGGGACGUAUUCAAAGGUCAAGGAAGCUUUUUCAAAAAAACACCAACGGAAAGUGGCUGUGAAAAUUAUAGACAAAGUGGGAGGACCAGAAGAGUUCAUCGAGAGAUUCCUGCCCAGGGAACUCCAGAUCAUCAAGCGCCUGGACCACAAGAACAUCAUCCGGAUGUAUGAGAUGUUGGAGUCGAUGGACGGGAAGAUCUACAUCGUGAUGGAGUUGGCGGAGGACGGUGACGUCUUCGAGCGCGUCCUGCAAGAAGGGCCUCUGCCCGAGAGCCGAGCCAAGGCCCUCUUCCACCAGCUGGUGGAAGCCAUCCGCUACUGCCACGGUUGCGGUGUGGCGCACCGCGACCUCAAGUGCGAGAACGCCCUCCUGCAAGGUUUCAACCUGAAACUGACCGACUUUGGAUUUGCAAAGCUGCUCCCCAAGAACCGCAAGGAGCUGAGCCAGACGUUCUGCGGCAGCACGGCCUACGCGGCCCCUGAGGUGCUGCAGGGCGUGCCCCACGACAGCCGGAAAGGCGACAUCUGGAGCAUGGGGGUGGUGCUCUACGUCAUGCUGUGCGCCAACCUGCCCUUUGACGACACGGACAUCCCCAAGAUGCUCUGCCAUCAGCAGAAAGGGGUCUCCAUCCCAGGCCACUUGGAGAUCUCCGAGGAGUGCCAGGACCUCCUCAAAAGCCUGCUGGAGCCAGACAUGGUCCUGAGGCCUUCCAUUGAGGAAGUGAGCUGGCACCCAUGGCUAGCAAGCUCUUGAGAGAGAGAAGGACCGUUCUGCACGCUCCCCAAAUAAAAGGGGACAGUCCGUUGCCAAAUGCUCACAUAUAUUUUAACGUUAUGCUCAGUUUCUGGUCUAUCCUUACCCUCUACCCCCAACAGCUUGCUUUUAAAAAAAGUAGAUAGGUUGGUAUCUUGUGCAUCCCCUUCUCCAAGGGAGUAAGACAUGCCAGUCACGUUUGCCCUUGACCUGCCAAAAUCCAGGUAUUUUGGAAGAACACCUGGAUGAAAAAAGAGUGGAUUUGUUCCGUUCUUGCAGACAUUUUCCCUUUCUCUCUCUCUCUCCCUCAUCCCAACCCUUUUCCUAAGGCUGCAUCUAAGAAACACCUCAGGAAAAAUUAGGGGAUAGGACAGUGUAUCAAAGGAGCAGGCUAUUACCCCCACCUACCACCAACCCAAAGCCCAUCAAAAAACAAACAAA
Molecule: messenger RNA, 1450 nt
Organism: Pogona vitticeps (central bearded dragon)
Lineage: Eukaryota; Metazoa; Chordata; Lepidosauria; Squamata; Agamidae
Gene: TSSK3
Product: testis specific serine kinase 3
Biological process (GO): intracellular signal transduction; protein phosphorylation; microtubule cytoskeleton organization
Cellular component (GO): cytoplasm
Molecular function (GO): tau-protein kinase activity; ATP binding
Source: RefSeq, a predicted model, not a curated record